Hibiscus syriacus is the source of this 609-nucleotide messenger RNA. RefSeq names its product protein DEHYDRATION-INDUCED 19 homolog 3-like. The record is from RefSeq and is a predicted model, not a curated record. NCBI's taxonomy places the organism in Eukaryota, Viridiplantae, Streptophyta, Magnoliopsida, Malvales, Malvaceae. Bases 1 to 609 code for a protein of 202 amino acids. The transcript is spliced from 4 exons.
AUGAUAUUGAGUGAUCAGAUGGAGAAUGCAUCUUCCCCAAACCCUACCCCUCCAAAAUCCAAACAAACCUGCAGUUUAGAGCGUUAUCUAAAAGUUUCAGGGGAGGAUGAUACUUGGAGCUUUGCCUUCUCAGCUUCAUCUAGGAGCUAUCAAUCCACUCUUAAAUCCCAUAGUGCAGAUAUUUCUAUUGAUUUUGAAGAGAUUGAAGAAGAUGAUGAAUUGAUGACGGAAUACCCCUUCCUGUACUGUUCGGAGGAUUUUUAUUUACUUGGAUUGUGCUGCCAUAUCGACGAGGAGCAUAAUCUUGAAGCUGGGUAUGGGGUAUUCCCCGUUUGUGCUCAGAGAGUGGGUAUGAACAUGGUUGACCACAUAACACCACAACACGAGAAUAUUUUCAAGAGUAACCAUAAACUAUAUUUUCAUAAAGACGGCUCUUUGUCACCUCUUUCUUCCUUGAGGAAGGAAUUGCAUGAUGUGCAUUAUCAAACUCUUCUUUUCAUGUCAUGUUCUUCACUUUCUUCCUCCAAUACAAGACCCGAUCUGUUGCUUUCAUUUCUUUACAGUGCACCUCCUGCGGAUUCAUCCGUUUCUUUCAUUUUUGUUUUCUGA